Messenger RNA from Lampris incognitus (smalleye Pacific opah), 2166 nucleotides. Its product is annotated as F-box only protein 40-like. The transcript is spliced from 6 exons. Lineage: Eukaryota; Metazoa; Chordata; Actinopteri; Lampriformes; Lampridae. The record is from RefSeq and is a predicted model, not a curated record. Gene Ontology annotation, molecular function: protein binding; ubiquitin protein ligase activity; zinc ion binding. The coding region runs from base 1 to 2166 and encodes 721 amino acids. Gene Ontology annotation, cellular component: cytoplasm.
AUGGGCUUCCGGAGCCAACGCUUCCGACGCUCCAAGUCCGGACUCCACGUCCACUGUGAGUCCUGCUACAGCCGGCGCUGCAGGACCCGAGUGGAGGUCUCUGUGUCCUGUGCGGUCGUACCGUGCCGCCUGCUGUGCGGUGCCGUCUUCCACCUGUGCAAAGAGGAGGAGCACCUGCUGCUCUGCCCCAACGUGAGGGUCCCCUGCCUCAAUGCCGAGUACGGCUGCCCGCUCACCAUGACCCGCUCCUGUCGGGGGGCACACCUGCAGGCCUGCCCGGCCAGCGUGGUCUGCUGCUCCAUGGAGUGGAACCGCUGGCCGGCGGAGGACGCGCAUGCCCAUCCGAACACGGAGCUGCACGAGAACUUGCUGAAGGACAACGGAGGAGAGCGGCCAGCAUCCCUGGACCUGGCCAUGGCUCUGAAGGACCAGGACUGCCUGUUUCGUUCCCUGAAGAUGAGGAAGCUCUUCCCCGAGCUGAUCCAGAGCACCGAUGAGGAGGAGAGGAAAGAAGAGGAGAAGAGGAAGCAAAAAGACGAGAGGAGGAGGGCUGCCCUGCAGAAGGAGGCAGCAGAGGAAGGGGCAUGUGGACACACCUGGCAGCCAAUGAGCUGGGUCAACAUCUGUCCCGUCAACGAAGCUGAACCCAAAGCCCAAGAGGAGGAGUGGGAGCCCGAGCCCGAGCCCGAGUUGACCCAGGAGGAGAGAGAGGCCCUCGCUAGGUCCUCCGAGGUGAACGUUGAUCUCUAUAGCGCCUGGGAGCACAUGUUCAGCAUGGAGAUGGGUGGGUGCAGGGAGGCCGGCGUGCAGAGCAGCGUAGGCAGGUCGGGGAAAAGAAAGGGGCUGGCCACUCUGGCAGAAGAAGACACAGAGCCAACAGAUUGUAGCUCGGGUGCCACAGCAAGAGACACGUGUGUUGAUCCACACAGACAAGCCCGUAGCAUGGGAACAGUCACCGACACCGCCUCCUCUUCCUCCUCCUCUUGUUCGAUCAUCAGCCGGAAGAGGGACUUUGUGUAUGGACACGUGGAACCAAUGAAGAUCAUUUCUGUGCGUACGUUUAAAAUCCCAACCAGUUUCAUGGCCAAGCAAGUCCGCAUCCGCAACCCUGGUUUCUAUAAGAGAGAGAGCCGUGGUGUUGACACCAGCGACCUGGGGGUGGUGCCAGAGGACAUGCCCGUCUGGGAAGAAGUUCAGGCCUCCCUGCUCUGCUCGCUGGAGAAGGAGCAGAGGGGUCACCUCAUUGCUGAGGGCACCAGCAUCGAUGCUCUGUUGCAAGAUGAAGGCACACAGACCUACAGUUUCUUAUCGGCGCCGUUCCACCGCGACAUGUCCCUGGCGCACCUGACGGCGGACAAGCCCCUCGAGCUCCACCUUCAGCUGCAGGCGGAGAGCGUCACCUCUCGACACCACAAGGCCAGCUCGGCCUUCACCUUCCUGUGUGGGCAUACUUUCCAGCGCCGAGAGUACACCAAACACUUCAGGAAUGUUCACAGUGACAUCCAGAUGUGUGCGAGUGGCUGGUUUGAACAGAGGUGCCCCCUCGCCUACCUGGGCUGCACUUUUAGCCAGAGGAGAUUCCAGCCCUCUACACACGAGGCCACCGUCACCUACAACCAGGAGCUGGGUAGUUUCAACCUGCGUCCUACGCUCCCCGUGUCUCUGGAGGAGGCCUCUUUACCUCCUCGGAGCUCCACAGGGAAGAGAGGAGGGACGGGAGGAGGUGGAGGAGGACGGGGAGAGAGAUCUCUGAGUGCCCUGCCCUACGAGGUGCUGUGUCACGUGGCCAGUUUCUUAGACAGCCUGUCCCUGUCCCAGCUGGCCCUGGUGUCCCGCCUCAUGAGGGACGUGUGCUCCUCCCUGCUGCAGGAGAGAGGGAUGGUCACCCUCAGGUGGGAGAGGGAGUCCUACUCGCAUGACGGAGCCAAGUGGAGGGCAAAGCAGAAGGUAUGGCAGUUUAGCACCCUGUUCUCCCCAGUGGACAGCUGGUGUUUGCGGGACAUCCCGUCCAUGUCCGAGCAUCUUAAAGUGUGUCCCUACUACCAGAGAGAGUUGAGAAGCGAGCGCAUCCCCCUGCCACGGAUCAGAGAAGGCAUUCAUGCCAACAUAAACUGCAAAGGCGCCACACUCGUCGGUUUGUUCCAGAGGGAGAAGAUUAUGAUGUAG